Fopius arisanus is the source of this 2898-nucleotide messenger RNA. It is a transcript of the gene Drp1, whose product is annotated as dynamin related protein 1. Lineage: Eukaryota; Metazoa; Arthropoda; Insecta; Hymenoptera; Braconidae. Gene Ontology annotation, molecular function: GTP binding; GTPase activity; microtubule binding. Gene Ontology annotation, biological process: mitochondrial fission. The transcript is spliced from 4 exons. The record is from RefSeq and is a predicted model, not a curated record. The coding region runs from base 365 to 2572 and encodes 735 amino acids. Gene Ontology annotation, cellular component: cytoplasm; microtubule; mitochondrion.
AACCGCAAUGUCUCAGCCAAUGAAUAUCCGUUGGGAACAAGAUGUUGAAUUGUUUUGAUUAUCGGAAAACACCUCGAAACAACGCGAAAAAAAACGUUGAGGAUUAAUAACAACUGGGGCAUUUAAUUCCAUAAAAAUACAGUCAAAUAAAUCAGCAGGAAAUAAAUUGUCCGAAAGAAAAAAUCGACUUGAUUGUCACUUGAGCUAGGAAUCAAGUGCAUCAGUGAGCCGAUAUACGUAAUACAUCACAUAUAUAAAUCGUACAUAUUCAACUGAUAGAAUCGCAAAUCGGUGAAAGAAAAAAGUCAAUCGCAUUCAAACGUAUACCUCGGACCAUCUUGGGUUUAACUUGCCAAAAGUCACAAUGGAAGCCCUCAUCCCAGUGAUUAACAAACUCCAAGAUGUUUUUAACACAAUUGGAGCAGAUGUUAUUCAAUUACCGCAAAUUGUUGUCCUCGGUACUCAGAGUUCCGGCAAAUCAUCGGUGAUUGAGAGUCUCGUGGGUCGUUCAUUCUUGCCUCGUGGUACAGGAAUUGUCACCAGACGUCCACUAGUCCUUCAACUAGUUUACACACCAAAGGAUGAUCGUGAACAUCGAACAGCUGAGGAUGGAACUCUUGAUAUUGACGAGUGGGGAGUGUUUCUUCAUGCUAAAAAUCGUAUAUUUAAAAAUUUUGAUGACAUUCGCCGGGAAAUUGAAGCUGAGACUGAUCGUAUGGCUGGUGGUAACAAGGGCAUUUGUCCAGAGCCCAUUAAUCUCAAGAUUUACUCAGCAACUGUUGUUAAUUUAACACUAAUCGAUCUCCCUGGAAUAACCAAAGUGCCAGUUGGAGAUCAACCCGAGGACAUAGAGACACAGAUUCGUAAUUUGGUACUAAAAUACAUUUGUAAUCCAAAUUCGAUAAUUCUAGCUGUUGUAACUGCCAACACAGACAUGGCAACGAGCGAGAGCUUGAAAUUGAGUAAAGACGUUGAUCCUGAUGGGAGAAGAACCCUUGCUGUUGUCACUAAAAUGGAUCUGAUGGACGCUGGAACAGAUGCUAUUGAUAUUCUCUGUGGGAGAGUUAUACCAGUGAAACUGGGAAUCAUUGGUGUUGUCAAUCGAUCUCAGCAGGACAUUAUGAAUAACAAAACAAUUCAGGAGGCACUGAAGGAUGAGGCAGCAUUUUUGCAACGCAAAUAUCCAACUCUAGCCAGUAGAAAUGGUACUCCAUAUCUCGCCAAGACACUCAAUCGUCUGCUGAUGCAUCACAUAAGGGAUUGCCUGCCUGAGCUCAAGACUAGAGUCAAUGUAAUGGUCUCCCAGUAUCAAAUUCUCCUCAAUUCCUAUGGGGAGGACAUCUCGGACAAGAGUCAGACUCUACUCCAGAUAAUUACGAAAUUUGCCAGCUCUUAUUGCUCGACCAUUGAGGGAACUGCGAGGAAUAUCGAGACAACUGAACUCUGUGGAGGAGCCAGGAUUUGUUAUAUUUUUCACGAGACAUUUGGAAAGGCACUGGACUCCAUUCAUCCUCUUGCUGGGCUCACUAAAAUGGAUAUUCUCACUGCUAUCAGAAAUGCCACGGGGCCAAGACCAGCUCUGUUCGUUCCUGAAGUGUCAUUCGAGCUUCUGGUGAAGAGACAAAUUCGCAGGCUGGAGGAGCCCUCCCUGAGGUGCGUCGAGCUAGUGCAUGAGGAGAUGCAGGGGAUUAUCCAGCAUUGUGGCACAGAAGUCCACCAGGAGAUGCUGAGAUUUCCAAAAUUGUAUGAGAGAAUUGUCGACGUCGUCACACAUCUUCUUCGCAGACGACUACCCACCACUAACUCAAUGGUGGAGAAUCUCGUGGCUAUUGAGCUCGCAUACAUCAAUACCAAACACCCAGAUUUUCACAAAGAUGCGGCAUUGGUCUCUUCGUUACUUAAAAAUACCAACCUUGAUAAUAUCAAUCGGGGAAAGACCGGUCAUGUAUCCAUUGCAACUGCCAAUGGAGUCGUGGGUAAUCAUGAGUCUCAUGGAAAAAACAUUGUUAAAGAUGAGUUUACAAUAUUCAAUGAUCAGGGGAAGGAGCAGCAAAAUCACUGGCUGUUGAGCAAUUUAUUGCCACAGGGAAAAUCCGACUCUGCCAGUACUGCUGAGAGCUCACCGGUCAGGAAUCGCGACGGGACAACUUCUCCUUAUCCUAACAAUUUGGCAAAUAAUGCUGUGGGAUUGGAACAGCUGACUACUCCUACACAGCAGAAGCCAGUUAAUUUACUUUCUGAAGUGCCAAUGCAAACAUCGAGGAAGCUCAGUGAUCGAGAGCAACGGGAUUGCGAUGUCAUUGAGAGGCUCAUUAAAUCGUACUUCUACAUCGUUCGUAAAUCAAUUCAAGACAGUGUACCUAAGGCUGUUAUGCAUUUCCUCGUUAAUUACGUGAAGGAUAAUUUGCAGAGUGAACUUGUAACGCACUUGUACAAAUCUGAUCAAGCAGAGGCAUUAUUAAAUGAGAGUGAGCACAUUGCAGUGAGGCGUAAAGAAGCUGCAGAUAUGCUUAAGGCACUCACACAAGCUGGCCACAUAAUAAGUGAAAUAAGGGAAACACACAUGUGGUAAAGAAAGAUGUCAGUGUGUCGUCCUGCCACUUUGCUGCUAGUCAUGGGCUAGGUAUUAUUGUGAAACACAUAAUGACACUUUCGGCAACUCUAAGUAAGACUUGAGAUUAAUGAUAAAAAAAUUUCAAAGGAAAUUUCAAAUGCAAAUUGAACUGUUUGCACUUACGCCGUCAAAUUCGGCAGGUAUUUUUUUUUUUUUAGUGGGCAUGGAUACAAUCAAGAGCGAGUGUAUAUUUUUAAGUCCAUCUGCUUGUUUUCUUCUGUUUUUAUUACAUUUUGUUUUAUGAUCAAAGCAGUUCGAUUGAAAAUAAAGAACAAGUCAAAAGA